AUGUCUCAUGCAACAGUUCCUCAGGUCCCGGACUCGUACUCGUCACUGAACUACAAAGACAUCGUCGUCAGCCACGUACCCCACGAUGCUCCGGCCGUUACCAAGGUCAUAGUCGUGACUCUGAACCGCCCGGAGAGACACAAUGCCGUCAACGGAAACAUCCUAGAAGAGUUGGUCUCCGUGUUCAACAUCAUAGACGGGGACGACCGCGUCAGAGUUGUCGUCCUGACCGGCGCCGGCAAAUCCUUCUGCGCAGGAAUGGACCUUUCAGAGGGCCCAGGGGGGCUAAUGAAGAUCAAACAGAAUCAAGAUGCGAUGAAUCAGUGGAAAGAUCCUGGUGGACGUGUAGCUCUGGCCAUCUCAGAAUGUUCGAAGCCAACCAUCGUCGCCGUAAAUGGAGGCGCUGCAGGGUUCGGAGCUACGUCAAUCUUAUCAGCCGCGAUCCGAGUUGCCUGGCAGGAUGCCAAAAUCAACAUGCCUUUUGCACGACGCGGAUUGACGAUGGAGUCCGUCAGCGCCUUUUACCUCCCCAAACUCAUCGGCCUCUCAAAGGCAAACCACAUUGUCACAACAGGAAGCACUUACACGGCCUCCGACCCCCUCGUUAGCGGACUAUUUUCCAAGCUGCUUCCUACUCCCGACGAAACUGUAAGGUAUGCCAUCGAGCUUGCUACCGAUGUUGCUGAGAAUACUUCCAUCAUGAGUACCAAGCUGAUGAGGGACAUGAUGCUGUAUUGUCCUGAUACACCGGAGGAGACCCAUGACUUGGACUCCAAGGUGUUUAUCACGUCCUUUGGGUCCAAGGACAACGUGGAAGGUCUGACAAGCUUCAUGGAAAAAAGACAGGCAGAGUUUUCUGGGGAAUUUGAUAGGAGUGAUUUCUCAUUCUAUCCUUGGUGGAAACCGGAGAUACUUAGGUCGAAGAUCUGA
Colletotrichum paranaense is the source of this 930-nucleotide messenger RNA. RefSeq lists its product as uncharacterized. The record is from RefSeq and is a predicted model, not a curated record. The coding region runs from base 1 to 930 and encodes 309 amino acids. NCBI's taxonomy places the organism in Eukaryota, Fungi, Ascomycota, Sordariomycetes, Glomerellales, Glomerellaceae. The transcript has 2 exons.